Prunus persica (peach) is the source of this 702-nucleotide messenger RNA. RefSeq lists its product as uncharacterized. Lineage: Eukaryota; Viridiplantae; Streptophyta; Magnoliopsida; Rosales; Rosaceae. The transcript has a single exon. The record is from RefSeq and is a predicted model, not a curated record. Bases 1 to 702 code for a protein of 233 amino acids.
AUGCUAACUCUACCCGAGCUUGCUCUCAACUUUCUCCAAGCAUCCAUCUUCGAAAAGGAACCGAAACUUAACAGUGUCGCGAAACACUUGCAUUUACUUGACUUUGUAAGAAACUGUAUGCUUAGAUCAUGCGACCAAAGAGACCCCAAAGAGUUUACUUGGCACUUGAUUCCCUCUGUGACAGAGCUUUUGCAAGAUGGAGUCAAAUUUGAAUGCGGAAAAAAGGAUGACAUGUUCAACGUGACUUUCGAAAACGGAGUGAUGAAAAUUCCACCCAUAACAGUUCUUGGAGAAUCGCUCUUCAGAAACCUCGUUGCCUACGAACAGUGUGACCCAAAUAUCAUUAGCUCCAACAAUCCGUUUUCAUCUUAUGCUUUUCUCGUGGACAAUCUCAUCAACUCCAGCAAAGACGUAAACUUUCUGGUAGAGAAAAAGAUUAUGCGAUGCUUUAUGAGCCUGGAGGAGGCAGCCUCGUUCGCUAGGCUUAACAACAAUGAUUGUCUAACUACUUUCUCUUACGUGGACCUAUUUGAGAAUGUUACAAAAUAUCAUCAAGAUAAAUGGCACACAUGGGGAGAGCGUCUCAAACGUGACUAUUUUGGCAAUCCUUGGUCAGCUGUGUCAUUGGUCGCUGUGGUUGUGAUUCUUGGUCUCACGUUCAUACAAACCCUAUAUUCCAUUCUCUCUUACAAGUUCAAGUAG